AUGAAUAGCGGCAUGAAAGCGGCUGUCACGAACUCAAAGCUCAACUGCUGCAUUUAUAUGAGGGCUGCCCUCUUUCAUUCUACCCCCGUCUUGGAUCGUAAGAGACGCAACUAUUGGGAACCUAGAUUCAACAACCAUUCAAGAAGGUCCAGAAGGAACCAUGCAAAGCAAACGUUACUGCGCAAUGUCAAUGCUUAUGCAGACUUCUUAUUUCAGAGUUGGCAGAAGGAGUACGAUGAGGAUGAGCCCUCUUCUAGUAAAGGCACCUCAUGGUUUAAAAAGCAAUACUCAGCCAAGGGAUCCAAAAAGAACUGGGGAGGCAAUCAAGGAGCCUGGAAUUCCGGCAGAAGAGGUUUCCAGUAUUGUGAAGAAGAUAUAGAUGUGGAGACCAUUUUCCGAUCCACGUUUGGUGGAACCAAAUUCUAUUAUUGGUCGUUCAUUGAUGAAGAGAGUUCACAGUGGAGGAGCUCUUCAAAUCACUCUAACUAUGGUAGGUCCUGGAAUUGGAGGCAACAGAAUAAGGAAGAAUAUGAAACUGAGUCUGAGUCCGAGUCUGAAAGGUCUGAGUCAGAUGAAAGGUUGGCCCUCGGAUUGAGUGCUUCUGGCCCUCUAACACUUGAAGAUGUCAAGAAUGCAUACCGAAUCUCUGCCCUGAAAUGGCAUCCAGAUCGUCACCAGGGCUCUUCCAAGGCUGGUGCAGAGGAAAAGUUCAAGCUUUGCAGUGCGGCAUAUCAAUCUUUAUGUGAUAAACUGGCUAACAAGGCUGCCGGUGUGGCUUUGAAAGGGUUCAGCCAGUGGAAUAAUUAUCCGACGAUGGUUGUUCACAGGCAGCGCCAGCUUUGCACUGCCGGAAGUGUAAAAGAAAGAAUAUAUAUUACUGAGUUACAACCUCGGGACAAAGAGAUCAAAGGUAGAGGGUGGGGGAGAUGGAAGGGGAAGGGGAGGGUGGGGGAGACGGAAGGGGAAGGAGGGGAUGGGGAGGCUGAGUUGAAUUUAUCCAAGUGGGAUGAUCUCAUUGGAUAUGUGGGCACCACAUAUGUGCCACGUCAUCAGUUUAACAGAAAAUUUGACAAAACUUCACAACGGGACCAUAUUGAUGUGUGA
Molecule: messenger RNA, 1104 nt
Organism: Prunus armeniaca (apricot)
Lineage: Eukaryota; Viridiplantae; Streptophyta; Magnoliopsida; Rosales; Rosaceae
Source: the annotation of a GenBank genome assembly